Molecule: messenger RNA, 1155 nt
Organism: Melanaphis sacchari
Lineage: Eukaryota; Metazoa; Arthropoda; Insecta; Hemiptera; Aphididae
Exons: 5
Coding region: 1-1155 (384 amino acids)
Source: RefSeq, a predicted model, not a curated record
AUGACUGAUGCUAAUGAAAUGGUUUUAACCAUUUGCACAGAUGGAUUGAAAUUAUUCAUGUUCUAUAAAUUUUGUAAUAUUGUUAAUAAGAUUCUCUUUGAAAGAGGACAUAUACCUACAGAAUCUUCAGGUUUUAGUAGAACCAUUCGAUUGACAAUUCAAAAAUGGUAUCUCAAUAGAGUAGCUCUUGAAACAAUUAAAUCUAUAAUGAACCAUAUGAGCUAUGAUGGCAUUAAUCACAAACAAAUUAUGUACACGAUUCAUCUUCAUUCAGAUGACCCAAGUCAUGUCAUUUACAUUACUUAUAUAUUGUAUGGUAUAAAAAAAAUGAUUAAAGUAUUUGAACCAAAAUUACUGAUAAAAGAUAAUGACUGUGAAAGGCAAAAAAUAUCAAAAAUACAACAACGAUGGGUAUACGAUUAUAUCAUAACAAUGCAUAGUCUACUUUAUUCAACUAAUUACCAAUUGACAAAUGAUUUGAAAUUGAAUAGUGUGGGGAAAGAUUACGAAAUUGUAGCUGCAGUUCCUAAAGUCAUUACAUUACAACCAGAACAAAAUUUAUCAACUGAUUUAAUGAAAAUAACUUUAGAUAGCUUAAAUCCAUCAAGUUACCGGUUAUUAAUAGCUUAUGACAGUCGAAAUUAUAUGAAUUCUCUUAUCUGUAAUUAUAAACAUACAAGAUUUCUCAAAGCUGUUGAGGCCGUUACGUUGAUUAUACAAUCAAUAAUUUACCCAAAUCAAUUAAAAGCUAACAGCAUACCUACAAUAUGUGCUUUAUCCAAUACAGAUAAAUUUAAAAUGAUUGAUAUUGAUUAUGAAAAAGUAUUGGCAACAUCAUCCUUAAAAAAUAAUUUGUUCAGACAGUCCCUAAAAGAUCAUAAAGAAACUACUCAAGUUCAAAAUAUUAAACCAUUAAGUACUCUCGAUUGGUCUAUGAGUUGUAACCAAAUGUAUGAUGUAUUUCUGUUUAUGGGCACUAAUAACAUGGAUUUAAAAAAUAUAAAAAAAGCCAAGAAAGAAUAUGAAGCAUAUUUUUCAAACACAAAAAUUAAGUAUGUUUUUGUAGAUGCUGAUAAACUAAUUAGAUUUUGGACUUUUUACUUAGAAAUUCCUAUAAUCCUAUACAUCAAAUUUUCAAAUAUUGGAAUAUCAUAA